This is a messenger RNA of Danaus chrysippus (African queen), 1659 nucleotides long. Lineage: Eukaryota; Metazoa; Arthropoda; Insecta; Lepidoptera; Nymphalidae. The record is from the annotation of a GenBank genome assembly.
AUGAGGACUCAGGAGUCAUUGACCUCAUUAAGUCCUUUUGUACUGUUUUUUGCAGAUAAUAAGCCUCCAGUGACUGUUUCGGAGUCAGGAGAGUUCCGUGGUGGUUAUAAUGUGACCAGACGUGGACGUCGCUUUGAAACUUACCGCGGCAUUAGGUACGCUGAACCACCGGUGGGCGAACUAAGGUUUCAGCCUCCUGUAUUGAUCACAAAAUACAAGGAGCCAGUUAACGCCAGUGAAGAUGGACCUGCCUGCCCUCUACCGGCUGAUCCAGGGUACUAUGUAGAUGAAGACUGCUUAACUAUCAACGUGUAUACACCGCUUAAGAAAAACAGGUCCAAGCCUCUCCCGGUAAUCUUCUUCAUCCACGCCGGUGGUUUCUACGUGAUGACUGGUCGCAGUGACCUCGCGGGACCUCACUACCUGUUAGACAGAGACGUGGUGCUCGUCACUAUAAACUAUCGACUUGGAUCUUUAGGUUUCCUAAGCACGGGUGAUGCUCUGGCCCCUGGUAACAACGGCCUCAAGGAUCAGGUGGCAGCCCUUAAAUGGGUGCAGAGGAACAUCGCGGCUUUCGGUGGUGACCCUGACAACGUGACAAUCGCGGGUUGCAGCGCUGGUUCCUUCAGUGUCUUACUUCACAUGGUUUCCCCUAUGUCUAAAGGUUUAUUCCACAAAGCGAUAUCUAUGAGCGGUUCUCCUAUCGGCAAAGCGCCCCUCAAAGACAACCAGUAUAACCUGGCCGUCAAACAAGCACAGCUUCUGAACUGUCCCACUGACAACUCAAAAGUUAUCAUCGACUGUUUGAAGACCAAGCAUUGGAGGGAACUUGGAGACUCCUUACUUGGAUUCUAUGAGUUUGGCUUCGAUCCCGUGCUAAUCUGGAGUCCAGUGGUGGAGAAAGAUUUUGGUCAAGAGAAGUUCCUUCAUGUACAACCAGCAGAUGCCGUUAGAGCAGGCAACAUACAAGCAGUGCCUUACAUCAUAAGUCAGACCAAGGAUGAGUUCUUCUGGAUGGCUCUUACCCCCCUUAAAAACGAGACGCUUCGAAACCAAAUGAAUACCAACUGGGAAAGUAUCGCUCCAAUAUCUUUUCUGUUACCGAGAGACAACCUGACAUAUGCUGGGUAUGCUUCUAGAAGAUUACGGACACAAUACCUUCAUGAUAAACCCUUAGCUGAUGACGCAGAGACCGCUGCUAACUUGGGCUUAUUAUACGCAGACGCCAUCGAAUCCUUCCCAGUACACAGGCUGGCCAAUUUAAUGUGUCGUCAUUCACCUCACCCUGUUUGGUAUUACGAGUUCACGUACAUCGGAGCACACAGCCAUUAUGAAGACCCUGUGACUAAGAAACCUGUUGGUGCCGCUCAUCACGACGACCUCAUCUAUCUCUUCACCCUGAGUUACCGGUUUCCUUCCAUCACUAACGGCCCUGAUGGAAAUGCCGUGGAUAGACUGACAGCUAUAUGGUACAACUUCGCUAGAUACGGAGACCCAAAUCCACGAGACGAUACUCCCGAACUUCAAGGUCUCAGCUGGCCGGCCAUGACCCCAAAGAAAAGGACAUAUUUAGACUUUGGUAAACAGCUCGCUAUCAAAGAAAAUAUGAAAGAAGAACGCAUUCCUAUAUGGGAAGAGUUAUAUCCCAUGCAAUACUGA